AUGAUGGCGGAGGGUGUCACGGGGGGAGCGACGCCUUCGGUGCCGGCAGCGACAGCAGAGCCACGAUCGAUCAAUAACACCACGCCCGGCGGGGCGGCCUUGUCCCUCGGAAGCGGCGAGUCGGCGGCGGCAGCGGCUGUAACCGCGGGAGGUACCGGAAACAAUGGCGAAGGAGGAGGAGGAGUGGGCGCAGGGGGGGCGGAGAGGGCUGCCAAGGGGCAGGUUGCGCUCAUCAACGUGGAAGGCAUGACGUGCGCGAUCUGCGUGGGAAUCGUCACUAACCUCUUGGCCAGGGUACCCGGCGUGACGAGUUCCGAGGUCAGCCUGCCCCUGGAGAGGGCCACCGUGUACUUCGACUCAGCCGUAACCACCCCUGAACAGCUGUUGGACGCGGUGGAGUGCGGGGGCUACGAGGCCAAUCUGCACGCCGUAGACGAUGACGGCGACACCGAGCUUGUCGACCCCGAAGUGAAGGCAGCCAAGAUGAGAGCGGCGAUCAAAAGCGCUAGGAAGGUCUUCUUGGUGAGCCUGGUGUUCUCCCUACCGCUGAUGGUGGUUAGCAUGGGCUUCCGGAGCAAGGCUAAAGGCGGUCUGAGCGAAGUCCUAUUCACUCAAGUGGUGCCCGGCCUGUCGGUGCGAUCAAUAAUCGAGUGGGUCUUGGCUACGCCGGUUCAGUUCGGCUGCGGCGCGAGGUUUUACAGGUCGGCGGCGAAGGAUCUGCGCAACAGGGCCCUCGGCAUGAACUUCUUGGUUGCGGGAGGCACGACGGCCGCCUAUCUCUACAGCGUCGUCCUCGUCCUCCUCGCUGUCUCCACCGCUCAGGCACACUCGGCGAUGCUCUUCUUUGAAACGUCGGGCGUCCUGAUUUCGUUUGUGCUUCUCGGGAAGUGGCUGGAGCUGAUGGCCAGGGGGAAGGCUUCGAAUGCGGUCGGGAAGCUUCUGGAUCUCCGUGCGGACCGGGCCGUGCUCGUCUCCGACUGGCCGCUGUGUGAGCUCUCGGGCGAGAAGGACGAGGACGCUUCUGCCUUGGUCGUGGGGGAUGUGGUCAAGGUCGUCAGGGGCGCGAAGGUGCCGGCCGACGGCGUGGUGUUACGAGGUAACGCUGCCGUGGACGAGAGCAUGGUUACUGGAGAGUCCAUGCCGGUUCACAAAGAGGAGGGGUCGGAGGUCAUCGGUGCGACGGUGUGCAGCGAGGGCUUGGUGUACAUCAGGGUCACCCGCACAGGGAAGGCCUCCGCUCUGCACCAGAUCGUCAGGCUUGUCGAGCAGGCACAGGGAUCGAAGGCGCCCAUCCAAGAGGUCGGCGACCGUGUUGCGGCCGUGUUUGUGCCGUGCGUGGUGUGCCUCUCGCUGCUUACCCUCGUCGUCUGGCUUGCGCUAACCAUGUCCGGCGCGGUUCCUGAACACUGGUACCGGGACCAGCCCGGGAACCCAGGGCCGGCGCUGUUCUCGUUCAUGUUCUCUCUCGCCGUGAUGGUGAUCGCGUGCCCCUGUGCCGUGGGUCUGGCAGCCCCUACUGCCAUUCUGGUGGGCACCGGAGUCGCGGCGAGGCACGGCGUUCUCGUGAAGGGGGGAGCCGCGCUGGAGCGAGUGAGCGAGCUCAAGAGGGUCGUCUUCGACAAGACGGGCACCCUGACCAUGGGAAAGCCGAGGGUGACUGAAGUAGCCUACGUCCAAUCCCACGGCCUCACCAAGGCCCUGUCCAAGCAGAAGGGAGGGGACGGUGACAGCUUAUCCCCCGGUGGAGGUCUCGGCCUCCUCCCUCCCGCCCAAGAGGUGCUCCGUCUCGUCGCCAGCGCGGAGCGGGGUAGCGAGCACCCCCUUGCAAAGGCCAUUGUGGAGUUCCACUCAUCGGCGUUCCCCCAGGCAGAGGGGAACGAUUCAGAGCACUCCCGGGCUGGUCGGCUGGAGAUGCCGGAGGACGGGAGCACGACCGCGGUGUCCGGCAAGGGCCUCUCCUGCACGGUCCGAGGCCUCAAGGUCUGUGUGGGAAGCCCCGGCUACAUCGAAAGAGAAAUCGGUUCCCCGGCGGGACCCCUUCUGGAGCUCGUCGUGAGGGAACUGCAGAGCUCCGGACGGACCGUGGUGAUUGCCGCCAUCGAACGUCACGUGGCCGGGGUCUUCGGGCUGGUGGACACCCUCCGUCCUGAGGCGAAGGGGGUCGUCUCCGAGCUCACCGGCAUGGGUCUCGAGGUGUGGAUGCUGACGGGCGACAACCGGCGGGCAGCCCACGAGGUGGCGAGGAGGGCAGGACUGCCGCCGGACCGCGUCUGCGCCGAGGUUCUCCCCGGGGACAAGGCUUCCAAGAUCGAGGAACUCCAGGAGGAUGGAAAGGCGGUCGCGAUGAUCGGGGACGGAAUCAACGAUGCACCGGCUCUCGCAACGGCGGACGUGGGCAUCGCCGUCGGCGGUGGGACAGACGUGGCCGUCGAGUCGGCGGAUGUGGUUUUGAUGGGCUCGAGCAUUUGGGACGUCUUCACCUCUCUCGAUCUCUGCCGGACCAUCCUUGCUCGGGUCCGCUACAACUACUUCUGGGCCCUCUUGUACAACAGCGUCGGGCUGCCGAUAGCUGCAGGCGUUCUGUUUCCCUUGCUCGAGGUUACUCUGCCGCCAAUGCUGGCUGGAGGUGCGAUGGCGCUAUCGUCGGUCUCUGUACUGCUCUCCUCCCUCGCGCUCAGGCUGUACCGCCCCCCCGCAGCCGCGCGAAAGGCGAGGUCCAAGCGGUCCUCCGCCGUGGCCGAGGAGUCCGGCACAGCCGGCCUGGAGUCGGAAACGGCUACCGUGUGGACGUUGGAUAUUGGCUGCACAUGCUCUUGCUGCAGGGACGGCGCCAACAAGGAGCUGGGGGCCAUCGUUGGCUCCGCGGAUGGCCUACGCCGCCGCACACGGGCUGGUGUCAAAGGCGGGGGCGGACGAGCAGUCGCCGCUUCUCCCCUCUCCGGACCCCGUGGCCCGUCCGAGAGCUGCUGCCACGGCGUCAACGCCGGCAGCACGAAAACUAGGACGAUGCUGCAGCAGCGGUCUUCACCGGCUCCUUUCCAAGUGCUAGCUGCGCCCAAGUGCCCUUGGAUCGCCGCUGACCCGGAAACCGGCGGGGUGAGGCCGGGGUGCGCGUGCUCGUGCAGCUUCUGCCGUUGCGUCCGAGCCGAGGAGCCUUGAGACCCCCCCCUUUUCCGCGCAUCGGCGUGACAUCUUCACUUCUGAGAGGUGGCGGUGGUGGCGACGAAGGCUCGAUGGAUGGAAUCCUCCCAGCGGUUCUCUUGUUUUUUUGCUACGGGCUGUACCAGGCGAUGAGGUAAUCUUGGUCGUGACUAGGCACUCAGUGCGGGCCCGUACAGUAAUUUUUUUUUUUUAUGUUAACUUGACCCAACGUUUUCUUUCGGAAUUGUUUUGCCGAUCUUGGCCGUUCCCAGUUCGGGUAGUGGAGGUCCCAAUCAUGCAGGAAUUUAGCUUUUCAGCAUCUAAACUCAAUGAGCGGAUUUGUGCAAUAUAUUGCGAAUUUGUUGGUGGCCUUCAAGCAGUUGAAUGUUGAUGUAGGCGUUUUUCACACGAUUGUAGAAACAAUUCGGAUGACGAAGGCCCGAGUCAUGCAGGAAAUGCAUGUAUUUGUCAAUGAAUGGAUUCGUGCAUGUCGUGAAUUUGUGUUUGGCCUUGGAGAAACUGUUUGUUCUCUCGGUCGUAUUGUAGCUAGGAGUUACGCUCGUAGAAAUCUAUUUGUUUUUUGAUCCAGGUGUUUGUU
Molecule: messenger RNA, 3739 nt
Organism: Ectocarpus siliculosus
Lineage: Eukaryota; Phaeophyceae; Ectocarpales; Ectocarpaceae
Source: the annotation of a GenBank genome assembly